AUGGGUGAUCACGACGAUUUCGAAGAUAACCAGUAUCCUGAUAAUGAUGAGUUUGUUCCGUACGUAACUGCCGGCAACCUUGCUCAAAAAAACGGCGCCAAAGUAUGUUUAUGGGGUAAAGUUACAAAAGUUUCCGCUAGUGAAGGCUUUUAUGUUAAGACAGUAGAUGAGCAGGAAAUUCUUAUAAGAUUAAAGAGGCCACUUAGCGAAGCAUUGGAAGGCUGGUACGAGAUAUACGGGGUAUCACAAGGCAAAAGUAUAGUAUGUGAUGAAUACGUGCCAUUUUCCGAUGAUAUGGCAAAAAAUAUUGAUACAGAAGGGCAUAAAAGUCUUGCAAAGUUAUUGUUAGCACUAGAUGAACCUUGGAAUCUUGGAGAGCAUCUGAGUAAUAUGAAUGGCGUGACUCCAAUGGAG
This is a messenger RNA of Iphiclides podalirius (scarce swallowtail), 414 nucleotides long. The record is from the annotation of a GenBank genome assembly. NCBI's taxonomy places the organism in Eukaryota, Metazoa, Arthropoda, Insecta, Lepidoptera, Papilionidae.